GCGUCGCGAGUAAACGCCGCACAGGGGCCGGGAAGCGUGUGGGUGCUUGCCGUCUUCUUGGGACCGUCGUUGGUGAAACGGCAGUGCGGCCAUGGCAGAACUGCAGCCCGCAUCCAGCGGCCUCACUGACGAGGCUGCUCUCGGUUGUUGCUCCGACCCGGAUCCCAGCACCAAGGAUUUUCUGUUGCAGCAGACCAUGCUACGAAUUAAGGAUCCUAAGAAGUCAUUGGAUUUUUAUACUAGAAUUCUUGGGAUGACGCUACUCCAAAAAUUAGAUUUUCCCACUAUGAAAUUCUCACUCUAUUUCUUGGCUUAUGAGGAAAAAAAUGACAUCCCAAAAGAUAAAGAUGAAAAAGUAGCGUGGGUAUUCUCCAGGAAAGCUACCCUUGAACUGACACACAAUUGGGGCACGGAAGUUGAUGAGUCUCAGAGUUACCACAGCGGCAACUCAGACCCUCGAGGGUUCGGUCACAUUGGAAUCGCUGUUCCUGAUGUACAUGGUGCUUGUAAAAGAUUUGAAGAACUGGGAGUCAAAUUUGUGAAGAAGCCUGAUGAUGGUAAAAUGAAAGGCCUGGCAUUUAUUCAAGAUCCCGAUGGCUACUGGAUUGAAAUUUUGAAUCCUAACAAAAUGACAACUAUUAUUUAGUUCUGUGAGAAUACUGCUUUGCAAUUUCAGUGAAGACCUCGUGGGAGGUAAAAAAGGAAAUGGUGUGAUUCAAGAUAUUCAGAUAAUAGAAACAUCUAGGACUGAAGAAUUAUUGUCCCAAUUCAGAUUAUUCUGAAGUCCAUUCCCCUUUCCUAUUUCAGCUAUGUUUUUCACCUAACUGUUCAGUCAUUGUGGUUUUAAAGUAGUGCUUUGUCUUAUGUCCUUGAAUGUAGUUAAAUAACUUUGCUUUGUUAGGUAAUAAUUAGAACAGUAUCCUUCAGAGGCUGCAUUUGCCUUCUUUCUCCUAAAUGAUUUCUCUACAAGUCUGCCUUUGAAUCAUCAUUCUCAAAAAAAAAAAAAAAAAAUUAGCAAAUUUCCGUUGUGAUUACCUUCUGGGCUUUCAGUUUCUCAGAAAUAACUUUUCACAAUGAAAAGUAAAGAACACUGAACAAAAAUGAAACUUGAUGUAUAUUUCAAAUAGUAUAAAGUGUUUCUUUUACAAAAGAGAAGGUAGUCUUGGGAGCAAGUCAGAAUGAGACUGACAAGGAUGUUGAUAGAAAAACUAAUUUCUUCUUACUUACGAAGUACUUUCAGAGUUCAAGGACUAACCUCUUACUGGGUAUGCAGACACUGGGCGAGGCUGUCACAUACUGUGUCUCAUGUAAUCUUCCCAGCUGUCCUCUAUCCUGUGAGAAAGAAGGCCGACUAGACAUGUAAAGUAAGUUUAAUGAAUUAAGGCAAUAUAAAUAGGCUCAAGUACUUGAGAUCUGAUUCUCAUUUGUAGUAUUUAGAUUGUACUUCCAAAAUUAGUACCUCAUAAGACCCCCUCCACUCGCCCCUGCUGUGAAAACCUUCGGUGGGUUUGAACGUUGUCCUCUCAGCAGUAGGGGCUGAGCACCACGGAGAGGGCAGGAGCAGUGGAUGAAGUCUGCAGCACACAACUGUUCUGGGGACACCUGCUUAUUCCUGGGCAAGCCGUGCCUGUGUUACUCAUGAAGAGCCCCUACCCCAAGGUCUUCCUGAUGCCAGUAAACAUUUAGGAUAAAUGAUGUUCAGCAAUAGCAUUACUUAGUUAUCAGAAAUCAGCUCAGUGGUCUUCCUUGCCAUGAUUGAUUUUUGAUGAGUAUUAAAAAAUCAAACUGGUUUUGACAAUCUCAUGGUCCAGAGAAAUAAGAACACCCAGUUUGUGGCUUACCUAACAUUUAGAUUUUCUGUAGACUCUAGUGGAAGACCUUUGGAUAGGCUGUGCUGACUGUGCUUACGUUGCUGGAAGCACUUGACAUUUCCUUUUUGGAUGGAAUGCAUUAUGUGGGCAAUUCAAACAAAUAGCAGUACUUACAGACGAAAAUAAAAUAAAAUUUCAAAUAAGACUGUGUUUAAA
Messenger RNA from Ailuropoda melanoleuca (giant panda), 2027 nucleotides. RefSeq names its product glyoxalase I (gene GLO1). The record is from RefSeq and is a predicted model, not a curated record. The transcript has 6 exons. Gene Ontology annotation, molecular function: metal ion binding; lactoylglutathione lyase activity. The coding region runs from base 92 to 646 and encodes 184 amino acids. NCBI's taxonomy places the organism in Eukaryota, Metazoa, Chordata, Mammalia, Carnivora, Ursidae.